GCAGGCACCAUGUCUGACAACGUGGGUGCUUGUCGCGGAGUCAUUGGCAUUCCUGUACGGACUUAAUGGCUUAAAGACCAGGGAGGCAACACUCAAAUAUCAGACUGGGAAGCAGCACCACUCAAGAGGAUCACAGGAGCACUGAGGUGGUGAAAUUUUGCCGAAUCCUCCAGGAAUCAAAAGGGACCCAAGAUGGUUAAAAGGUCAAAACUGUCCGAGGGGACAGCCACGGGUCAAGAUUCCGAUGCAGAGAGUGGUAGAGAAGUGGGGAUCAAGAAAAAAUCUAGGGUCCCCGGGGUGAUGAUUACACAGUUUAUAGAGACGCUGCCAGAGGGAAAGAGCCAUCCAGACUUCACCCGCAAGCCGAUUGCUUUGACCAUCCAAGAGGGGAAAUUUGCUUUUUUCAAAGCCAUUGUCAUUGGAGACCCAGAGCCGACUGUUACGUGGAGCAGAAAUAAUGGAGAUGUGUCUGAUACGUCAAGAUAUCAGACUAAACACGAUCCCGCUUCCAAUGAGCAUUUAUUUGAGAUGCCAAAUGUUAUGCCAGAUCAAGCUGAUACCUAUAAAUGCUUUGCCACAAAUGAAUAUGGACAAGCCAUGGUCACAGUUGUUCUGAAUGUCAUCGAAGUUGGCUUCAAAAAGGACAAAGCUCAGCAACAAGUAGCUGAAGCCGUCAAUGGGGAUUUUAAGAAGGUACUGAAAAGGAGAAGUAAGGUCCGUCCGAAAUCUGAGCAGCCUGAGAGAAAGGAUGGAGAGAUUGAUCCAAAGUUUUGGGAGCUUUUACUUAGUGCUGACAAGAAAGAAUAUGAGAGAAUCUGUGCAGAGUAUGGAGUGACUGACUUUCGCUGGAUGCUGAAGAAACUUAAUGAAAUGAAGAAAGAAAGGGAGGAAGAACAAGCUGAGUUUGUCAGAAACCUGUCCAAUCUGAGAUCUAUUCAGGUCAAUGCAGAUAACACUGCAUCCUUUGAGUUUGACAUGGACCUUAUUGACCCAAGCAGCUCCAUAUUCCUGUACAAGGAUGGUGUAAUGGUUCCAUAUACAAAGGAUUUGGGAGAUAAGAUGAAGCACAACCUCAAACAAGUGGGGAAAAAAUACAUUUUCAGUUUGAAGGACCUUAUGCCAGACGAUGCUGGACUGUACCAGGUGGAUGUAGAGGAUGUGAAUAUGUUUUCCACUGAUUUUAAAAUCCCCAUGGUGGAUUUCUUGGUGAAAAUUCAGGAAGUGAAGGCAAUAGAGAGGCAAGAUGCUGUCUUUGAGUGUGUCCUGUCAAACCCAUUCUCCAAGAUUCUGUGGUUUGGCAAAAAUUUGCCGCUGGAACAAGGCGAUAAAUAUGAUAUCCAGGUUUCGGAGGACAAGCUCAUUCACAGGCUGGUGGUCAAAGACUGCAUGAUAGUAGACAAAGGAAUUUAUUCUGCCUGCGCAGGAAUAAAAUCUUGCAAUGCAUGGCUUGUCGUUGAAGCUGAUAAAGAUGCACAACAGGGCAAAAAGUCAGCAAGGAAAACAACAACAGCAGGGGGAUCUGGGAUGGAUCUGCAGAAGGUCGCCGAAGAGCAGCAAGUAAAAUUAGAGAAGAAGAGAGAGGAGAGGAGAGAACAGAUUAAAGCUGCCCCUCCACCUGAACCCCCUCCAGCCCCUGCACCCGCUCCUAAGCCUGAACCUAAGGCACCAAAAGAUCCUGAGCCAAUUAAAGCUCCACCUCCAGCACCCACUAAGCCGGAACCUGAGGCGCCAAAGGAGCCUGAGCCAAAAAUUGAGCCGGUACCAGCAGCGGAUCCACCCGUUGUAGAGCCAGUAAGCACUGAGCCGGAAAUCACCUGUGGACUCUCUGAUAUCUAUGCUCUUCGUGAGAGCCCGGCUGAAUUAAUUGUGAAGAUGAGCAUGGACUCUGACGGCACCUGGUUCAAAGACGGAGAGCAGUUAAAGUCAGGUGCUGGGAUCACCAUCAUCAAAGAUGGAACAUCUCACAAGCUGACAAUUCAAAGCUGCAGCGACGACGACUCUGGAGUUUAUCGCUUUGUAUCAGGGGAUCUCAGCACACAGGGAAAGGUCACCGUUGGAGGCGUACCUGAGUUUGACCCAGACGACCUUCACAAGUUCUCCAAGCCUGUGAUCAUAAGAGUGGGCCAGAACGCUGCUUUCAAGAUGCCCUUUCCUCCUCAGGAGUCUUUGGUGGUCAGCUGGUUCAAAGACGGCACUGAGAUCAAAGACGGAGGUGGAGUUAAGAUCGUGAGGGAGCCCAAUCACAGCCGGCUGCUGCUCAGAGACUGCCUGCGGACAGACGCAGGGGAAAUAAAGAUCCAACUCAAAAAUCCAUUUGGAGUUGCAGAGGCCACAUCGAGGCUUAUCGUGCUUGAUCGCCCAGGUCCCCCUGAGGGUCCAGUGGAGGCCGUUGAAACCACCUCAUCUUUGAUUGAGAUUAAAUGGAACCCACCCAAAGACGACGGGGGCUCCCCUGUCACCAACUACAUCAUAGAACAGCAGCAGGCGAGACAGAAUCUGUGGACGAAACUUGGGGAUGUCUCGGCUGACAAGACCUCCUUCAGAGACAGGAAUGUGACUCAUGGAAAGAAAUACAACUACCGCAUCUAUGCAGAAAACCCUGAGGGCCUCAGCGACGCCCUGGAGACAGCUGAUAGCAUUAUGGCUGGCAUAAUGAUACUCGCCGGUCCACCUGGUGCCCCCCAAGUGGUGAGUGCCUCUAAGAGCUGCAUCAACUUGACCUGGACACCCCCAGAGGACGACAGAGGAGUACCGAUCAUUGGUUAUCAAUUAGAGAAACAAAAGAAGGACACAAACGAGUGGAUUGCCCUGAAUGCAGUCAGUGACCCUAUUAAAGACCUGAGCUAUGCAGUUAAAGAUGUCACUGAAGGGGCAGAAUAUGAGUUCAGGGUUUCAGCAAUCAAUGAGUCAGGCGCAGGAGACCCAAGCCCUCCCUCUGCAAUGGUGUGUGCAAAGAAUCCCAACAUGAGACCUCGUUUUAAAGACCCAGAGGACUUCAUUGUUGUCAGAGCAGGAAAUUCUGCACGUGUCAAAAUUUGCUACGAGGGUGAACCUCCACCUCAGAUCACUUGGUUGAAGGAUGAUGAGCCGAUAUCCUCGUGGAUUACUAUCAUCAGUACCGAGGGAAUGUCUCAGCUUGUUAUCCCCUCAUCAAAGCGCUCUGAUUCAGCUAUUUACACUAUCAAAGCCCAAAACUCUGUGGGUGAGGCGUCAUUUGAUGUCGAGGUUAGAGUCACAGAUGAACCCAAGAUUCCGGGGCCAGUGGAGCUUGAGCAAACAGUCCAAGGAAAAGUGGAGGUGUCAUGGGCUCCUUCACCAGACCAGGAGCUUGACGACCGCCUGUACUACGUGGUGUCUCAAUAUGACACCAACAGCAGAAUGUGGAGGACUGUGGCAGACCGCCUAUUUGCUAACACAUUCACAGCCAAUAACAUCCUUCCUGGGGCAGAGUACCAUUUCCGGGUCUAUGCCAAGAAUGAUGUGGGCCUCUCAGAUCCAUCUCCUUCACCUACAUGGGGUGCCAACUGCAACAGAGUUCCAAUAACUACAAAAGGACUUGUUUCAAGAGAGGUCUGCUUUGAGAGGCCUCCAUCCAUCCUGGUCCCUCUGAAAAUCCACACACCACCCAAAGGCUACCAACUCUACAUGACAUGCGCUGUACGAGGAUGCCCUGCGCCCAACAUAUCCUGGUACCUCAACGACGUCUGCAUCAACUCAGACAGCGACUACUACAUCACCAACUCAUUUGGUGUGUGCUCCCUGUACAUUCUUCGAGUGCAAUCGAAAGACAGCGGUGAAUACAAGGUUGUUGCAGUCAACCCUCUUGGAAAGGCAGAGUGUUCGACUAAACUUGCUGUUAAAGAAUAAAAGGGCAUGGAGGCUUUUGGACGCGUUCCUCGUACUGAGAUAUUCUGGAAAAUAAGAAAGUGGGAUGUUUUGAUUUACUGCAGACUGCAUUGAAAGUGUGUGAUAUUGUUAAGUGCUGGUAAAAAUGUCUAAAAUGGUCUAAAUACUAAUUUAUUUAUUUGAAAUGGGACUGUUUUACAAUUGUUAUGCUGUCAUCAGAAAUAAUAGCUACUUAGCAUGAGUGAAGUGAAAAGCCAUAGUACAAAGACAUCUGUCAAAAUGUUCUCUUGUAGC
This is a messenger RNA of Epinephelus moara (kelp grouper), 4140 nucleotides long. Its product is annotated as immunoglobulin-like and fibronectin type III domain-containing protein 1. The coding region runs from base 193 to 3867 and encodes 1224 amino acids. The transcript has 25 exons. Gene Ontology annotation, molecular function: protein binding. NCBI's taxonomy places the organism in Eukaryota, Metazoa, Chordata, Actinopteri, Perciformes, Serranidae. The record is from RefSeq and is a predicted model, not a curated record.